UGCAGAUUUACAUCUGUGGGUUUGUUGCUGCGUUAAUAGGAAUUGGUGGAUUAUUGACUGAUAUUUCACACAAAGUGAGGAAACUAAAUAUGAUUUUUUCAUAUAAUAUUGAUCGACAAAACGAAUGGAAAUUUUGUGUGCAAUAUUGACUAGAAUUUCAAGAAAAGUAAUAUCCAUUGUGAUAGUAUAUUGAGAGAAAAGACAUCGAUUUGGCAUUUAAUGUUAAAGUGAAACGAAGAAGGAACAUAGCCAACACGCAACACAGCAUCCUCACACAUCUUUUGGUUCUGCAAAAUAAUUACGAUAUAAAAUGGCCACACUCAUGACAGGUGUACAGCGUCAAGUCAUAGGUAUCCAUUCUACGACUGCUAUAGCCUUUACGCCAGAGCAACCCAUAGCGGUGGAUCGACGCGAUUAUCCAGAUGAAGGCAGAAUCGAUUUGCCCCACGAGCUCAAGUGCAGCCACUUAGUGCAUUUCACUGAUAAUGAUUUCGCGGAAAUUAUUGGUCUAUCAAAUACGAACCAUUUCGUUUUUCGGCCUCAACAAUUACCGGCCAUGACUUCGCAUUCGUUCAGAUUGUCUUGGUGGUCACCACUUGCACCUGAUAACUGGAGAACAGUGAUUGAAAAUAAUCUACCAAAUGUUGAUAUGGCAGAAUUUGAUAUCGGGAAUUCUCCAGCGUUCAAGGGAGAUUCAAUGUGCGGACCGAUUGGCAUUGUAGUAAAAUGGCGAGAUAUUCGGACGGAAUAUGCAAGGAGCAGGGGCGGAAUUGUGACUGAUGUUGAAUUUAGAAUUCUGGGAACAUUUCUAUAUACCAAGGAGAUCAUGUUUGGUGUGUUAGUGUGCAUGAAAGGUGAUGUAGCCGUUAGAGAUGUCUUUCCACUGAUUGAUGCUGCCGAAACUGAGGCAUUUGCAUUUUGUUCGCCACAUGAGUUUAUUUGGAAGGUUUACAGUACAGUCAGUUAUAGCGACGCUAGACCGAGUAAUGUAUUUUGGACGUGGGAUCAUCUCGCGUUUGGAUUCUACUGUCCAACCACUGAUCUUAUUAUCAGAGACCAAUUUUGUGGCUUCACAACCAAAAAGGCCACAAAUCACAGGCCCAUGUCACGAUCAGUCACGAACAGAAGAUUACCUUCAGAAAUGUAUGCCGAUGAUGGUAUAUUAGCUCGAUUAAGGGCAAAAACAAACGCCCUAGUUUAAUUGA
Messenger RNA from Bradysia coprophila, 1205 nucleotides. RefSeq lists its product as uncharacterized. NCBI's taxonomy places the organism in Eukaryota, Metazoa, Arthropoda, Insecta, Diptera, Sciaridae. The record is from RefSeq and is a predicted model, not a curated record.